This is a messenger RNA of Mustela erminea (ermine), 2775 nucleotides long. It is a transcript of the gene KCNMB3, whose product is annotated as potassium calcium-activated channel subfamily M regulatory beta subunit 3. Gene Ontology annotation, biological process: potassium ion transport; detection of calcium ion. NCBI's taxonomy places the organism in Eukaryota, Metazoa, Chordata, Mammalia, Carnivora, Mustelidae. The transcript is spliced from 4 exons. Gene Ontology annotation, cellular component: voltage-gated potassium channel complex; membrane. Gene Ontology annotation, molecular function: potassium channel regulator activity; calcium-activated potassium channel activity. Bases 232 to 1164 code for a protein of 310 amino acids. The record is from RefSeq and is a predicted model, not a curated record.
AGAAGGUCUGGCUGCCCAAGGCUAUGCAGGGUCUUCUUGAGCGUCUAAGGAUUGACUGCUCUGCCUGGCCAAGAAUCUGCAGAACCUCCUCCUGACAGCCUGCCUCGACUUCCUAGCUCUCCUGGUAAACGCGCUCUGCACACCGCUCCACGGCUGCUCAGGAGGCCAGGGUACUUCUGAUGCCUGGCUGCGCUGGGACUGGUGGCUCCCGGUGGGACCCCACUUCCGUUGAUGCGUCAGCUGCAUCCUUCCAACGCGCUCAGAGGCUAUGACUCAGGUGAAAGGAGUCCAUUUUGCCAGCCCCCCGCUGUCAUGCAGCCGUUCAGCAUCCCCGUUCAAAUUACACUCCAGGGUGGCCGGCGGCGCCAGGGGAGGACAGCCUUUUCUGCCUCAGGGAGGAAUAGAAACAUAGACCACAAUGAUGGAGACCUCCCAGAUGUGCACAAGAAGCUGCCAUCCAGUGCUGGAGAGGACCGAGCCGUGCUGCUAGGGUUUGCAAUGAUGGGCUUCUCAGUCCUCAUGUUCUUCUUGUUUGGAAUAACCAUUCUAAAGCCUUUCUUGCUCAGCACUCAGAGAGAAGAAUCAAACUGUACUAUCAUCCACGCUCAUAUCAUGGAUGACUGGAUGGACUGUGCUUUCACCUGUGGUGUGGACUGCCGAGGGCAGGGCAAGUACCCAUGUCUUCAGGUGUUUGUGAACCUCACCCAUUCAGGUCAGAAAGCUCUCCUACAUUAUAAUGAAGAGGCUGUCCAGAUAAAUUCCAAGUGCUUUUACACACCCAAGUGCCACCGAGACAGGAAUGAUUUGCUCAACAGUGCUCUGGACAUAAAGGAAUUCUUCGAUCACAAAAAUGGGACUCCUUUUUCAUGCUUCUACAGUCCAGACAGCCGAUCUGAAGAUGUCAUUCUCAUAAAAAAGUACGACCAAAUGGUAAUCUUCCACUGUUUAUUCUGGCCAAUGCUGACUCUGCUAGGUGGUGCCCUGAUUGUUGGCAUGGUGAGAUUAACACAGUACCUGUCCCUAUUGUGUGAAAAAUACAGCCCCCCACACAGAGAUGAGGUAGGUGGCAAAGUACCUUAUAUGGAACAGCACCGACUAAAACUGUGGAGCAUGGGGAGGAGCCCAGAAAGAAGCCGAGAAAUCUUACAAUGGUGGCCACAUUAAGGUCUUGGCCUUCGGAUGCUUGGCAAUUUUUGCGCCUGAGGACCUAAUAAUGCCUGCUUGGAGACAAACCAUGUAGAGGCAACUCAAAUUAAGUAUGAUACUUCACACAGGAAGAAACAUUUUUAAAAAGCCUCAUUAUGUAGUCCAUCUGUUCUAUAAAUAACCACAAACUCACCGUCUUUUCCUCUACCCACAUAUUCCAUGUGAGCCAAGGCAGUGCUUUUGUUCCCUCAUGGCAACACAGGCUUCGGGUAGUUGUGCUUGACCUAAUUUCGGCUCUCGUGGAACCCGUUGGUGUGGAGUACACGAUGAGGACAUCUACCUGCUGACCACUGACUGGCCAGUCUCUUUGUUGGCAACAGAGUUCACCUCAAAAUAUUUCUCAAAAAAAAAAAAAUCUUAGUGAAAAUCAAGUCAUUCACGAUCAAGUUAGGAAGAGAAUAAUCUGGUAAUUUCAAAAAAAUGUGGGCUACCAUUCUAUCUCCCCAUUCAUGAUAAAGGAGGAAAGCUGCUGCCUAGCAAAACCACUAAGUUUGGAGCUAUUCAUACUUACCCUUGCCAUGUACCAUGUAAUUUUGCUUUCAGCCACAUCUUUCUAGUUAAUUAUGCUUUCCAUAAGCUCAUUUUAUUCUCUGUGUACAUUCUGGUGGGAGUGGGAGAGACGGCCAGAAAUGUGCAGGGAGAGGCUAUACUAGAUGGAAUUGAACAUUCAUGUCAGAUGAUGCACACUGUAGACCGGUCCCCCAUGGCUAGUCAGCAAAUGUCCGAACUUUAAUUAAUGACUCAACUAUGGUUACCAACUAAUGAAUGUCACAGGGCUCUCCCAACAAGUGCUUUUCAGAGUAAGCUGAAUAUGAGUUGAAAAGAGUUUGUUCUGAAAACCAACGUGCCUUAAAGUAUCUUUAAAUUUUACUAAAAAGUCAUAUAUCACGGACAUUAUAAUGAGACUUUUGAAGCAACUUUUAUAUGCAGAUGUAAUCAAAACAGAAGUUUGCCUCUAAGUCAAUAUUAUGCUUUUUCAUAUGAAUUCAAGUCACAAAUAACUAGACUGGAUAAUUAGAGCAAUAUUGACUUCACAAAAAAUAAAAAAAUAAAAAAAAAUAAAUAGAAAUCCUGUGGUGGGGGGGAAAUAUUGACUUCACAAGUAAUGAACAAUUUUGGUGCUUUCUCUUCUUUCUAGUGUGGAAUGGUAGAAAAAACACAUGUCUCAGAGGAUUUUAUGUGAAUUCAUAGGCCAUCAUUACAGCUUUUCAGAUAUGUAUCCUUGGGCAAUUCUGCUCAACUGCAAUGAAUGUUCAAGCCUUUCUCUUCUCACUUAUAAAAUGAGGACAAUCUCUUCCUUUAUAGGGUUAAGGAAUAAACAAGGCAGAGUAUAUAAAAUACCUUGCUCAACUUCUGACAUCUAGUAAAAGUCCUCAAAAACAUUAGUAGAUUUAAAAAAAAAUUGUUUUCUAAGUUUCAAUGUUUAGCCAGCCUUAUCCCUCUUCGGGUAUAUACCCAAAGGAACCUCCAGUACCUCCAAGAAACAAUCUGCACUCCCCAGUUCAGUGGAGCAUUACUGACAGUAGCCAAGAUAUGGAACCACCACUGUCCAUCAACAGAUGAAUAAAU